This is a messenger RNA of Vidua chalybeata, 2369 nucleotides long. It is a transcript of the gene PIGM, whose product is annotated as phosphatidylinositol glycan anchor biosynthesis class M. The coding region runs from base 112 to 1365 and encodes 417 amino acids. Gene Ontology annotation, cellular component: membrane; glycosylphosphatidylinositol-mannosyltransferase I complex. The record is from RefSeq and is a predicted model, not a curated record. Gene Ontology annotation, molecular function: GPI mannosyltransferase activity; alpha-1,4-mannosyltransferase activity. NCBI's taxonomy places the organism in Eukaryota, Metazoa, Chordata, Aves, Passeriformes, Viduidae. Gene Ontology annotation, biological process: GPI anchor biosynthetic process. The transcript has a single exon.
GCCGCGCAGAGUGCGGCCGUCCGCAGCCCGUCUGCCGGGAGCGCUCGAGCCCCGCGUGUCCCCGCUCCCGCAUUCCCCGUUCCUGCAUUCCCCCCACUCCGUGCGGAAGGGAUGGCGGGGGUAAGCGCGGCCCUGCUUGCGGGGCUGCUGGGGAGGCUGGCGCUGGUGCUGUACGGGCUGCAUCAGGACCGCACCAUGCGGGUGCGCUACACCGACGUCGACUACCGGGUGUUCACGGACGCGGCGCGGCUGGUGACCGAGGGGCGCUCGCCCUACCGGCGGGCCACCUACCGCUACACGCCGCUCCUGGCCUGGCUGCUGACGCCCAACGUGUUCCUCGCCGAGGCCUUCGGGAAGCUGCUCUUCGUGGCCGGAGACCUGGCGGCUGCUGUCGUCGCUUACCGGGCCCUGCGGCGCCGGGGGGCCGCCGCCGGCCGCGCCUGUGGGUGCUGCGCCGCCGCCUGGCUCCUCAACCCCCUGCCCAUGGCCGUGUCCAGCCGGGGCAACGCGGAGGCGCUGGUGGCGCUGCUGGUGCUCGCCACCCUGUAUUGGGUGGAGGCGGGCAGCGUGGGCAAGGCCGCCGUGUGCUACGGGCUGGCCGUGCACAUGAAAAUAUAUCCCCUGACCUACGUGCUGCCCAUAGCGCUCCGCCUGCGCACCAGGCCGGGCCGCGGGGAAGGGGUGCUGGAUGCGCGGGGUGACAAAACGGCAAGGGUCACGUUUAUGGCACGCCUCUGGCACCUUUUUGUAAAGAUGCUGAACCGCGACGUACUACUCUUUGGAACAGUUGCCGGAUCAGUGCUGGCUGCCUUGACUCUGGCAUUUUAUCACCUCUAUGGCUGGGAGUUUUUGGAGCACGCCUACCUCUAUCACCUGACUAGGAGGGAUAUCCGUCAUAACUUCUCUCCCUAUUUCUACAUGUUGUACUUGACAGCAGAGAGCAAAUGGAGUUUUGCCCUUGGGCUCACAGCUUUCCUGCCCCAGCUGCUUUUGCUCCUGGUCAUUUCCAUAGAGUUCUACAGAGACCUUGCCUUCAGUUGUUUCCUACACACCGCUAUUUUUGUGACUUUUAACAAAGUGUGCACAUCCCAGUACUUUGUCUGGUAUCUCUGCCUUUUGCCCCUCAUAAUGCCUAGUAUUAAGAUGUCCUGGCAUAGGGGCGUGCUGCUUCUCUUUCUGUGGUUCAUCGGACAAGGCCUGUGGCUUACUCCUGCAUUCUUUCUGGAGUUCAAAGGAUAUAACACUUAUUUAUUUAUAUGGUUAGCGGGCUUGCUUUUCCUUUUAAUUAAUAGCCUCAUAAUUGUUCAGAUUAUUACACAUUAUCAAAAAGGAGCACAAGUUGCAAAAAAACUGAAGCAACGGUAAUAAAUGGACCAAAAUCCAGAAACAGCCCUACUGUCUUUGGUAAUGCGUCACAUAUCACCAGCACUUCAUCUAACAAAAGCGCAUGUAAGUUGUACUAAAGCACAUUGUGUGUAGAUGUUACUGUUUCAGGGCCAUGAGAGCACUGAUUGGCCUCAGUUACCCUGAGCAGCCCCAGUCCUGCCCUGAGCAGUGUCAGCAGGUGUACCUCUCUCCCGUGUGGGUCUUGAAACUGCAUUGCAGCCUUCUCUCCAGCACUGCCUCCAGCUCUGUCUUCCCGCUCCUGACUAGAAUCCCUGGGGGUAUCCUGGACCAGUUCACCACUUAACCAUCUCUGGGGCUCUGGUGAAUGGCCUCUGCCCAUCUGCACUGACUGUCUUCACCUGCUGCCUCCAGAGACAGUGGGGCUGUGCCCUGCUCUUUGACCCACUCUCAGUUCCUGCUCAUACUCCCUUAUGGAGUAGCCCUGGCACCUUUUUUCUCAUUCUCAGUGUUAGCCUGUUGAAGACCUUGGCCUUUAUCUAGAAUAACACAGAAGAUAAUAUAGGUGGAAUUUGGUUAUAAAAUUGGAGUUUGACAGUUUUGUACAUUCCAGUAGGUCAGUGGGGUGUUUGGCAAGACAAUCGCUCAACAUUUACAGUGGGGUGUAUUUUUUCUUUUGUUUCCACAGUAAUAUUUUAGCUAUGCACUGUUUAUGGCCUGUACCUGGACUUUAUGUCAUUAACUCUUUGAGGCUUUUAAUUUAUUUUAGAAUUCAGAUAUGCUACUCUCGCUUAUUUUUGCAUAUUCUGUUCUGUUUGAAUUUUUGAAUAGAUUUAUUUCCCUUGCCGAGGAGGAAGAUUUUCCCAUAUACCUGUCUUGCAUCACAGAAAUGUAUAAAGCUUAUAUAUUUGUUUCUUCCUGCCAAGUUCCAGAAAAGAGGCCACUGCCUUAAAUUUCAGUUAAUGUAUGGUUAUUGUGGGUGUUCACAGUAGCAAAUGCAGAAUUAAAGUAAACUUAGAAUGGCA